AUGUCCACUGUCGGGUGGAAUAUUUUGCUCUUGGGACUUUCCUUAACAGUAGCAGCAGUAGCUCAGAAAGGUAAACCAUACCUGCAGCGUCUCAUUGAAGAUGGUUUCAAAUCGGCAGAUAUUAAUGUAGUUUACUUCAUCACCGCAAACGAUGUGGAGAGUGAACUUUUCCGUGGAAAUUAUCCACGUUUUGUUAUGCUCACUAUGGAGGAACAAUCGAAGAAAUUUAAGAGCAAGAACCACUUCAUACAAAUCAUUGCCCAAUCGUUGGUGGUUCUCGAUGCACGUAAAGAACCUAUGAAAGACAGACGAUGUUUGUUUUUCAUACUGAAGGAGCUAUCUCGUAUCUGGAAUCCGUUAAGCAAUAAAUUUGUGCUGUUAGUUAGUUCAGCAUUCUAUGAUCGAGCUACACUGAACAACCUCCAGGAUGGGUUAACCAAACUGGGCGUGGGUUAUUCGUUGGUUCUCUACUAUGAUCAAGCCAAUCCUUCGAAUGAUGCUGUCCGAAUGACAAGGAUCAGUUUCGGCCAUCAAACUACCAUCAGCACGACUGGUUUCGCUGAUUACCGACACUUGUUACGACUGGAUUUACGAACUCUCGACGGAAUUCGGGUAGCUGGUGUGCUGUACCAGUUUUUCCCCUUCAGCUACACAGGUCGAAGCGGACAUUGGGACGGAACCGAUUUCUACAUGUGGAAUGUGAUGGCGAAACAGUUACGAUUGCGGCUACAGCUUAUUCACGCUAAGCCAGGCACGAUCUAUAUUGGCGGUGCGUACUCACCAGCCAUGAGGAACAGGUCGGUGGACUUUGUUGCGACGCGAGAUGUUUUCGUCAAUGACGGCAUGCAGAAGAUUAUGCUUGCUUCGCGAGAUUACUUCAGUCUGGUUGUGCCGAAGCCUGUUACGUUAAACCUGAUGGAUGCACUGCUGCAACCAUUUACAAAAGAAGUUUGGAUAAUGGUCGGUGUGCUUGUCAGCAUCCGUAUUCUUUUUGCCCAUCUGCACGAUGCCCUGAUGUUGCUGGACAUGGCAGGAACAAUACGCAAUCGGACAAGUUACAUCCUAGACAACGAUUAUCCUUGGUUUGGAUGGAUGAAGUUAGCCUCGAGUAUCCUGACGUUUCUGCUUGUUGAAGCAUACCUGGCACAGGUCACCUCGCUGCUGCUUACCUUACGCUACAUCGAGGGACCACAAACUGUGGAUCAAUUUAUUGCUUCCAAUAUUUUGAUUGUCGAACCCUUGCAACAGACACAUUUCCUCAUGCAGGUUAAUCAGGCACAGAAGGCUCUUCUGAAGAAACGCUUUGUGAAACGAACUCCAGAAGAACUGGCGAAUAUGUCCGAUGCGUACGUGGAGUAUCGAAGUCGCGUGAGGUUCAUGAACUACGGAACGGAACCAAUUGAUCCGAUUACGGGAAAACGGAACUAUUACAUUCUAAGGGAACCACUGGCGGAAGUGCGAUUUCAGUACAGUUUUGCGAAGCCGACUGCUUUCAUGCGUGUGGCCGAACAUUGUUUCUUAUGGUACGAGGAGAACGGACUGCGGCUGCAUAUAGAUGAUGCGUACGAUCGAUGGGCAAAGAAACUGCACAGUAGUAAACAGCACGGCAUCAGUGGGUCUGUGCUAGUAUUUUCCGAUUUAAGCUCGCUGUGGAUUUGCACGAUAGUUGGAUGGUGUGUGAGUGGAUUGGUGUUUCUUAUCGAACUACUAAUUCACUCAAGAAACCGGAAUCGGCGGUUUAAGAAUACAUUUUUAUAA
Molecule: messenger RNA, 1758 nt
Organism: Anopheles maculipalpis
Lineage: Eukaryota; Metazoa; Arthropoda; Insecta; Diptera; Culicidae
Exons: 2
Coding region: 1-1758 (585 amino acids)
Source: RefSeq, a predicted model, not a curated record